Messenger RNA from Mycena citricolor, 4694 nucleotides. Lineage: Eukaryota; Fungi; Basidiomycota; Agaricomycetes; Agaricales; Mycenaceae. The record is from the annotation of a GenBank genome assembly.
UGCGGACACUUCAUAUAGAUUGGCAGAAGCGCGUAGAUUACACCGAUAUAUAAAGCAGAUUGACCCCAGAGAACCAAGACAUGGCAUGUUGAACGGCGAUGGUAGGGCAGAUAUUGCUACCUGACCCGGCUUCAGAUGAAGCCGCCAUGAGUGCCCACGUUGACCAGCCUGCGUGCGUCACUCAGAACAAGCUCAUCAGACUUGCAGUCAGAAUGCACUCACGGGGGGCGACUGGGCUGAGACUGGAACCGAGAAUACCAAGUAUCCAGGGAAGCCGGCGUUCCCCCGACAGCGGCACCGCCGAAAGAACCAAAGUCCAGGCCCAGGUCGAUCCCUUGCUGACCCGGGUAUGACGCAGAACUGUGCAGUCCCGGGUGGAUCCUGAGCGACGUCAGGGGAUCAUCAUCGCCCGAGCCCUGCGACGAGCCUUCGCUCAUCGGCGACAGAGCAGCGUCGAAGAGCCCCGGGUAGUCCGCGAGCACGUCUGCAUUCGGGCUGAGUGACGCGAGCAGGUCCAUGUCGUGGAUGAGAGUAUCCAUCAGCUGGAGGGGUACUAGUCAGACACCCGAUCCAUGUCCAAGCGAGCCAACACGUACGGGUUGAUGUGCGAAUGCCGCUGCUUGAAUCUGUGGAGAAACGCCCCACGCGACAUCAGCCGAUCGUGGCGAAUGCGCAUACGGGGCUGGAGAUUGCGACGACCGACGAGUGUGGCUCGUGCGCACACUGCUGAUCGAGCGCGAACUGAUUCUCCUCCGAGGACGACUGAGGUUCCUGUCCCGAUACGGCACACGCCCAUGUCGCUCGUCCAAGUCGUCCGAGUCCUCCAGCGUCGUGCCCGGGGGGAAGAUGCUGAACACCUCCUGCUCGACGAACAGGACCUGCUGCGCCUCCGGAUUCAGCGCUAUCGGAAGGCUGGUAGGGAUCGGCGGCGAGUCCGACCGUGGCACGGCCGCUUCGCCCUCGAUCAGAGCCGUGUCGGUCUCCGCGGGCGAGUUUGGCGAGGAGGAUGCCAGCUGUGCGCGCAGCGCCUGCACCUCCUUGACGAGCGCAUCCUGCGACGCGAGCAGACCGCGGAUCUGCGCGGCGGCCGCGAGCCGCUGCGUGCGCUGUUUGCGGGUGUGCGCAAUAGCCUCCGUCAAAAUGAGCGAUUUUGUCAAGCGGUGCGUGUGUGACAGGGUGGGCAAGAUCCGGGCCAGGUCCUGGCGCAGGCGCUUCUCGCUCUCGCCUCCGCCGUAUUUCGGCUUCCACCUCCGCGUCCACGUCGUACCCAAACUCCUCGUGCUCGUCGACCACACCGAGUCCCAGGGGCAUCGCGCCAGGCACGCAGUGCGGCGACCUGGACCGCAGUCGUUCGCGGAACGGGUCGUCGUUCGUGGGCGUAGCAGUCAUGUCUCUCCGUGUAAUGCAAGGUCAAGAAACUGUGCAACGGGAUUGCAAUCGUUAGAAAUUGAACGUGGAGGCGGGGAAGGAUUAUGGGGUAUACACAUGCGAAUUCUUUUAUCCCCCGGGGUUCCACUCAAUUUCAGCCGAUCAGGGGAUGAAGGAACAUCCGGGUUCCGCUUAUCUGAAAUUCUGAAUCACAUUUUGAAGGCUGCCUGACUCGCAGGUGGACAGCACCGGCAGUCACGUUCCAGCAUAAAGCCCAGAGCUAUAGCUGUCGGUGCUGAAGGCCUUCCGCAUAGAGACAGACAGGGUCGACAGUCGAAGUUACGGAAGAUCCGUGACGACGAAACCCUAACCUGUGGCGAAGCACACAUUGUGGCGAUGACUUUUCGCCUACCGCAGCAUCGCUCCCGACGACCACCUCGUCGGGUAUGAGCCUCCCUAGCUAUGCUGAGCAGUCGGGCCGCAAGAAGACGCGUUUCGUGGUUCAGAGCUCGGAUGUGCUCGCAGAGCUAAAGGUGAACGUCAUGGCAGAGAACUCUACGCGGGUUAUCUGGUUCAAGGAAAGGUUUCUCGAGGAGGAGGAGAUUAUUGAGCAUUUCAUCCAUAACGAGACGCGAAGAAUAUGCUGGACGAUGCACCGUCCGCGGUCAGGGUGGUAUAUCAGGAUCAGAUCACCUACUUUCCCGCCUGGCGCGUUCAUACCUCUAACACCUCCACCAGCGAACACCUCUCACCCCACCGGAUCUCUCCUAUUCUCUUCACGCACGAAUAUACCCCCCACCGUGGACCUCGAACCGCGCGCGAGCACCUCCUCGACCGCAGAUGCCCAUUCCUAUCCCCCGACACCCCCCGUCCCGCCCGGCCCCUCGAUAACCGUCCAGCCGCCGAGCCCAGCCGCCGUCCAAGCACGGCUCGAGCAAGCGACGGCGCCGCGCGGGGCGCCCAGCACCCAAACGCAAGUGACGCCGUUCAUCCUCUCCCCGCACGCGCUGGAUGCCGCGAAGCCGGAGCAGAUGACGUUCUUCCAGCGCGCCGUGUCCGCGAUCAAGAGCCAGAGCGCGGGGCCGUCGUACUCGUUCGUGCUGUCCCGCAUCCCGCCGCCCCCUCCCCCUCCCCUGCGAUCGACUCCGGCAGCGACGGCCUCGCCGACAGAGUCCACGAUCGCCCUGGCAACGCCGCUAGCUCCCGAGUCGUCUCGGCCCAGCGCCCCGAUCGCACCGGUGGUGACCUUCCACGACCGCACGCCGAUCAUGACGGUCAACCAGCUGACGGGGCUGCUCGAGCUCGAUCAAGCGGAGGAGCAGGCUCUGGGCGUCGACUCGACCUUUUGGAUCGCGGUGGCUCUGACGUACCUGGAGUUCCUGCAGGAACGCGAGAGUUAUCUGGCGGCCUUGUCUGACUGACAGACUGACUGACUGACAUGUCUGGAGAGCAGUUCUACGUAUUGUAUGAUUUAGCCCGGUGCGAAUAUAUUUAUGCAUAACAGCAGGAAUUGUGCACACCCCCUCUAGCGCUGCCUCCUAGCUUGUACACAUUCCGUUGAUAAACACCCGCCGCCUCCUGUCCGCCCGUCCUGCUUCUCGACCCCCCAUCCCCAUCCCAUGUCCAGGUUCAGCGCUGCUCCCAGCGUCGCCGAGGAGGACAGCGGCUUCAAGCUGGAAGCGGUGUCGUCCCUCGAUGGCCGGCACUCGCGCAUGGAUAUUGUGGACUCGGGAGUCGACCCAGUUUCAGUUUCUCCGGUAUCAGUUAUACCGCCGGCAUCAGCUACAACGGGGGGCAGCGGGCUCCCCUUCUUUGACCCUCUCAGUGACGAGGAUGUGUUUGACGUGUUUGAUCUCGAACUGGUGCUCGGGCCCGGCGGCAAGGACACGGAGAUCGACGCGCGGUACCGCAGCAGCGACUCGUCGAGCGGCCGGCCGACGUACAGGAUACAGAAGAAGAUGAAGGCGCAUUUUCUGGGCAAGAAAAACAUGUCGGUCGAGGUCUUGCGCUCUCAGGGGUGGGAUGCGAUGAGUGCCAUGCCGACUCCCAAUGCGGCGUCGAAAGGCUACAUCACCGCCUUUGUCGCGAAGGACCAGCCAUCGCGCUGCGUCACGCUAACAGCUGCGAACUCGAUCCUUUCGAAAUCGACCAUCGGGAACAGCCUGGCCGUCUCCAGCGCCUGUGGCCUGCACGAUCCGUCCCGCCUCCUCAAGCGAGACACACCUGCGCACCAUUUCUUCCUCCUCAAGCUCAACCACAUGGGCAUGCCCGAUAAAUUUCCCAGUAAAGGGGGACCGAAGAGGAAGGGACCCGCCCCGCCUUCCCCGGCCGCCCCGUCUGUCGCAUAUGAAGGCGGCGGAUACUUUGUGCUCGAAUGCGCGCCUCCAGACCGCGGCGAGGUGCUCUCCACUCUUUACUGCACGGGCUACGACCAGCGGCCUCGGGCGCGCAAGGGCGACAUCGCAGUGGCGGAGCUGCGUGUCCGGCCCGUCGUCCCGGGCCCGGGCCCGGGCUCGGCCCUCCCGCCGUGGGCGCGCUUCUUCAAAGAGCGGCACGUCGCACUGCACAUCUCGCGCCGCGGGCUCGACGCGUGCAUGACGGGGCCGCAGGUGAACAUGGUCCUCCCGGGAGUCGCCGCGGGGCGCUGUGCGGUGCUGUCGCGCGGCCAGGCGAUGGAGGUCGUGUUGUCGACUGUGUGUACGGCGCUGCUCGCGAUUGAGCAGGAGGGCUUCGAGAGCAAGCGCUGGGCAUGGCUUGCUCCGCGUCCGAUCGCUGCUGGGAGCCUCAAUACCCCCAAACUCGCGCCCUCGCUGCUGGUGCUACCAUCGCAUCCCGAAGACAACCCUGGCCUCGCCUCCCCGGACGGCUCAGGUUCCACGACAGCCGCGCCGUCGGAAGAGUUCGACCGGACCCCAGGCCCGGGGACGGCUUUUCCGAUGCCCAUACCCAGCCACACCCCAUACAGCUCCGAGACGCGCAGCUUCGCAGACGCGACGAGCAUCGCCGCAUCCUCUGCCAGCGGUGGCCCCGGGGGCAACGCGCACGGCAUCGAACUGGACGACUGGAUGUCGGCCCCGGCCGACGAGCCGCCCGCCGCUCCGCCGGUUAUGCAGUCGCGCAAGAACAGCCUCAUCGGCGCUGCGCCGCCGGAUGUGCAUCAUCUCAAGGGGGCCAGCUGGUCGCAAAAGAUCCAGAAACGGCAGAGCACGUUGUCCGCUUUGCGCAAGGAGUCGUCCGUUAAUGUGACCUCGCCUCUGCCAGCCGAACCGCAGCGCGGUAUUCCCUGGCCUGAGGACAAGGAGUCGGAGGAAUACAUGUUCGCCUAA